Messenger RNA from Fomitopsis serialis, 210 nucleotides. RefSeq lists its product as uncharacterized. The transcript has a single exon. The record is from RefSeq and is a predicted model, not a curated record. Lineage: Eukaryota; Fungi; Basidiomycota; Agaricomycetes; Polyporales; Fomitopsidaceae. Bases 24 to 194 code for a protein of 56 amino acids.
CUACAAUACAUUUCUGAGAUGAGAUGACAAGGGCAUGCAUUCAAUUGGCUAUAGGGGGCUACAGGAAGGAGAAGAACGUAUCACAUCAUCUCCUGUGGUUGGAUUGUCUCCAAACAUGGCAUGCAAUAUGUGUUGUAUAUCUAAAUGCUAUAUGUGAAGUCUCUUGGGGAUUGGACAAGCAGGAGGUCGUGUAGAGCGAGACGAACAUCG